Molecule: messenger RNA, 2508 nt
Organism: Echinostoma caproni
Lineage: Eukaryota; Metazoa; Platyhelminthes; Trematoda; Plagiorchiida; Echinostomatidae
Source: the annotation of a GenBank genome assembly
AUGCCCGUUUUCAAUCUCUGCAGGCGAAAGCAAGAACAAUCCUCACGCCUGGUGUGCGCUUUUGGUAUUUCACAGCUAGAGCCAAUCGCACGCCAUUCCGAGCCACAAUUUGCACCCAAUCAAAUUGUGACUUCCAGAUAUACAUGGUGGUCUUUCCUUCCGAUCAGCCUGUUUGAAUUAUUUCAUCAAAUAUCUAAUCUGGCAUUUGCGAUCCUAUCAUUGCUCUAUUUGUUCGCCACGGGGGCAACCGGUUUCUGGGCGACCGUAUGCCCUCUCUCAUUCGCCCUGGUGACUGCGAUGAUCAAGGAUGCGGUGUACGACAUUUUUCGUCAACGUCAAGAUAAACUGGUCAACAACAGACUGUUUGAAACGAUUCAUUUGGAUGACAGUUGUGAAACUCUUAGGCGUGUGGAUCAGAAAUCGUCCAAUUUACGUGUUGGUGAUGUGGUUAUUUGCAAAUCCGAAACUGAAUUCCCGUGUGAUAUGGUCAUCCUGUCAUCCAGUGAUCCACGUCGCCGAAUCGAAGUGACUACGGCAAAUCUGGACGGGGAAACAACUGCAAAAACGCACUAUGCGUUACCGAGUACACAAAAUCCGUAUCUGCACAUUUACCGGGAGUGUGACAAGAAUGGGUUGAUGACUGCUUCUUUGGACCUGGUAAAAUCUUUGCUUCUGAUUGUUGAGUGUGAACCGCCCAACGCUAAUCUCAACACGUUCGAAGGGAGGAUACACGAUCCCUCAAGUUCGACGGAUGUGCCUGAUCAGCGAAAAGACGCGGGGAUAUCAUUUGACAAUGUUGUGCUUCGUGGUUCCAAACUGGUUAACACCGAUUUCAUGAUUGGUUUGCCUAUUUACACCGGAUCAGACACAAAAUUAUCGUUGAACGCCAGAGGAGCGCGACGGAAAUACACCGCUCGUGAAUCUAAAUUGAAUGUCAUACUCGGAACAUUUGCAUUAGUUGCUGUUCUAUUGAGCAUCCUAAUGGCGAUCGGUGCCACUGUGUGGUCUAUCACAAUCGGCAAGUCAAUCUGGUUUCUACCGCAAAUGAAAUACACCGCUUGGGAAUUUGUUCAAAAUGUGUUCUCGUUCUCGUUCAUCACCACCUAUCUGUUACCCAUAUCUCUGAUCAUCACAAUCGAGUAUCAACAAGUAGUUUUGGCCGGUUUUAUCAGCAGAGAUAUGGAACUGUACGAUCCGAAACAGGAUAUUCGGUCCUCCGCAAAGACUGUGCACACAGCCGAUGAGCUGGGACAGAUUGAAUUUUUGUUCAGCGACAAAACGGGCACUUUGACAGAGAAUAUGAUGGUUCUCAGAGCGUGCGCGGCAAUCCCAUCAAAUAUUGUAUAUCGAAUUGACGGAGAUCAAGUUUCUCGAAUUCCCGAAUGGCGCCGAAGCAGUUUCACCGAUCCAGGUUACGGUCUGAAUAGUAAUGAAGUGGCACAGCACAGAAGCGGUCAGGAUGAGGAGACAACUCCAGUUGGAGAACAAAUAAGAUCAGACAGAACUGACAAAUUGGCCCUCCCCAAGAAUUUGAUAAAGCCCAUACUUGUGGCUACCCUUUGUCAUUCUAUUGAGGUUAAGCGAAAUAAUCCGGCCAUUGAAACACUUCAAUCGACAUCACCGAAAACAGGAUUGAUAACGACUUAUCAAGCAAGUUCCCCGGACGAAAAGGCGCUAGUCGAAGCUUGUGCCAGAUUGGGCUAUAUUCUCAGAGCCACUUAUGUGGAUUCGGAGGAGAAUGUGCGACAACUGAAGGUGGCUCGAACACAAUACCGAUCAACCGGCGCGAACACCGCCACGUGGACCGAGGAAGAUUAUCGGAUUGAUCUGGUGCUGGAAUUCGAUCCCGUACGGAAACGUAUGACAGUGAUGGCACGACAUCCGGAUGGAACUUAUCAUAUACACAGCAAAGGAGCAGAAACAUCAAUGCUUUCGCCCGAAGCUUCCAGCCGCUCAACAAAUCAGGCACGGACAAUGGCUUUGGAACGAGUGAACGAAUUCGCCCUGAGCGGAUUGCGCACUUUGGUCUUAUCGUCACGUAAACUCCGGGAGAAAGAAUAUCAAGCAUUGAUCAAACAGUGGCGAACCACAAUGAGUUUAUUUGGUCCGGAUCGAGCCAACGCCAUGGCCACAGUGAGGCAAACGAUUGAAUCCGGUUUGAAAAUUGUCGGUGUGACCGGAGUAGAGGAUCGGUUGCAACCGGGAGUUCAAGAUUGUCUUCAGAGCCUGAGAGAGGCGGGAAUUCAAGUAGGAAAUUUUGGUUUAUAAGUGAACAAUAUUGUGGCUGCAGCGGCUGACGAGCCGCCACACUUCGUUCAUUCCGGUGUAGAUGAGCAAGAUAUACGCGCAUUACAAGCCGAACUUAUGGAAUAUACCGAUCGAAGAAAAAAUCGAAGUAUACUCAAGGGAACUCGUCUUCCGCGGAGGAAAGCUCGUCGUAAUCCAGGUGCAGCUGGUGAAUCAGUUGGCUUAGUGAUUGAUGGAAUGAGUUUGACUCAUGCGUUACAA